GGGGUUUCAUUCUCCACUAGCUCCAAUACCCAACCGGCACAGGAAAGCUUUCUGCUAACAACACCGCGGUACAAAAAUUGACUCAGCGAUUUUGUUCGGAGUCGUCUUGCUUGUGGAAUACUAUACAAGCAAUUCGGAUGUUCUAAAAUGUCAAAAGAAGGUGUACCAGGCAUAACGAACGACACCAAGUUAGCCUUAUCAAACAAGGAUGAAAUUACUAAAGAUGCUCAUUUUCAGUUAGAAAGGGCUCUCCCAGAUUUGGAAGAAGAAGCUUACGGCGAGUAUGUUUGGAAAAUAGAUAACUGGGCUGGAACUCGACAGAAGGGAGAAUAGCCCUAUCUUCAAUGUCGGUGAACAUCAGUUUCGGAUAACAUUUUUCCCGCAAGGAACUCUGGAAGCACCUGGUUUUGUUUCUCUCUAUCUUGAGUAUGUGCCAUCAAAAACGCAAGUUGAAAAUGGUUACGCCUGUUGCGUUCAGUUCGCACUCCUUAUGUCCAAUGCACGGGAACCAUCAGCACAAGUAGCUAGCGCAACUCAUUGCCGUUAUACGAAAGAUAUACCUGAUUGGGGUUUUACCCGGUAUUAUGACUCGAGAAAACUACUUGUACGUACCGGUGGACAAACCAGACCUAUUAUUGAAAAUGGCUCUGUGUUGAUUUCUGCCCACGUUCGGGUUUUGAGAGACGUUACAGGUGUGCUGUGGCAUCCUCUUUUGGAUUACGAUUCCAAAGUUGCAACUGGGUUUGUUGGGUUGAAAAACCAAGGUGCGACCUGCUAUAUGAACUCGCUUUUGCAGUCCCUGUACAUCAUUCCGGCGUUCCGUCGUUGUGUUUACCAAAUUCCGACAGAGGAUGAUUCUCCAUCAGACAGUGUUGCAUAUGCCUUACAGCGUUGCUUUUACAACCUUGAGUACUCAAAAGAUGCGGUCUCAACUAUCGAGCUUACCAAGUCUUUUGGUUGGGAUUCGUUGGACUCGUUCAUGCAACAUGAUGUUCAGGAGUUUAACCGUGUUCUUCAGGACAACCUUGAAAAACGGAUGAAAGGAACGCCUGUAGAAGAUGCGCUAACAAAACUUUUUGUUGGAAAGAUGAAAAGUUACAUUUGCUGUGUUGAUGUCAACUUUGAAUCAGCACGCGAAGAAGAUUUUUGGGACAUUCAGCUGAAUGUCAAAGGAAUGAAAGAUAUGGAGGAGUCGUUCCGGGAUUAUAUUCAAGUCGAGAUGCUGGAGGGUGACAACUGCUAUCAUGCCGACACAUAUGGUCUACAACGAGCUCGUAAAGGUGUAAUUUUUGAAUCAUUUCCUCCGAUUUUGCACAUUCAGUUGAAGCGUUUUGAAUACGAUUUUGAAAGGGAUAUGAUGAUUAAGAUUAAUGACCGCUAUGAAUUCCCUCUGGAGUUUGAUGCCAGCCCAUAUAUGGAUGAGGCAGCUAAAACGCCUGGCCAAAAAAUCCAGUACGUUCUGCAUGGAGUUUUAGUGCAUUCUGGAGAUUUGCACGCAGGUCAUUACUAUGCUCUACUCAAGCCUGGUAAAGAUGAUAAAUGGUUUAAGUUCGACGAUAAUCGCGUUACUCCCGCCAUGCUUCGAGAAGUUUUAGAGGAAAACUAUGGUGGUGAUACGGUCGUUUAUCCUCCCUAUAAACCUGCUAUUAAGUUAAAAAGAUGCAUGAGCGCGUAUAUGCUUGUUUAUUUAAGAAAAGACAAAAUCGAUGAAUUGUUCGCUCCAAUUGCGCGGGAAGAAAUACCUCAGCAUUUAAGAACUGUCCUUGAUGAGGAAAUUCGGAUUCAGGACGAGAAAAGAAAAGAACGUGCCGAAAGUCAUCUGUACACGAAUGUGCGGAUAGUAACAAAGUCCUCGUUCGCACAGCAUCAUGAGUUCGACUUGGCUAAUUUUGAUGAUCCUUAUGAUGCAGAACUAGUACCACAAAUGCGUCUCCUCAAAUCGACAAAGUUUUCGGAUUUUGUAACUGAUGCAGCAAAGCAAUUUAAACUGGGAAAGUGAUAACUUACGCUUUUGGUUCUUGGUAAAGAGAAAGAAUGGAACUUUUAGGGUGGAAAGCCCAAUUUCAGAAAGUGAUGCUAAUCUUGAAACUCUGAAGCAAAAGUGGCAUGGAACACGAUGAUUCUCUUUACCUAUUUAUGGAAGAAAAGAACGAAACCACAAAUCUUGUUCAUUCAGAUAAGACCUUGACUCGAAUAUUUUUGUCUUUUUAAAGUAUUUUGAUGCGAAGCUGCGAAAUCAGUGGUAUAGGGCCUUUCUAUGUUAAAGCUUCGGCAACUAUAGGCUCUAUCCUUGACUGUUUACGAAAACUUAAAAAAUUACCGAAAGAUACGCCGUUGACGGUUUAUGAGGAAAUAGAGCCUGGUGAAAUUGAUGAACUCCGUCCAAACUCGACGUUUGCUCGUUCUGGAUUAGGCAAUGGUGAUAUUAUCUGUUUUCAAAAUAGCAACAUCAAGACUGGCAAGUACAAAAACGCGCGUGAGCUUUAUGCCUACAUACAAAACAGAGUUCUUACUACUUUCCGACCUCGUUACAUCGAUCAAGAGCAUACGGUGGAGUUUGAAUUAUUGUUAGACCAAAGACUGGCUUAUAACGAUAUUUGCAAAGAAAUUGGCGAUCGUUUUAAUGUUUCGGGUGACAGGGUUCGCUUGACUACAUGUAAUUCGUUCACCUAUGCUCCUAAUACUGUCGUUCCUAAUGAUGAUAGUAUCACGCUUAAAGAUAUCAUCCAGGUUCCAGAAUCAGAAGCCCCAUGUAGCAUCGUCUUUUAUGAAAUUAUGGAAAUUAGUCUCUCCGACCUUAACAAAAAAAGGCCUAUCGAAGUAACAUGGUUGCUCGAUGGCUUAAAUCAUUUGGAAAGUUUACACCUCUACGUUAACAAAUCUGACACAAUUCUCGAUGUCCUAAACGUAUUGAAAGAGCAGUUCCAGGGACAAAUUGACGAUUCCAAAAAAGUUCGAUUCUAUGAAAUUAGCAACGGUAAAUUCUAUAGGGAUAUCAGUUUAAGGACACCGGUGCGUUCGCUCAGUGCGUUUGCUGAACUCAUUGGUGAAACGAUCCCCGACGAAGAGGUUGAACGACAACCCGAAGAUCGUGUGGUUCAUGUUUAUCAUUUCCAUAAGGAGAUCAACCGUAUUCACGGAGUUCCGUUUAGAUUUGUCCUGAAACCAAAUGAGUCGUUCAGCGAGACUAAGAUUCGUCUGAUGGAACGAACUCGGUACCCGCCUGAAAUUCUGGCGGCUACUAAAUUUGCACUUGUUGACUUUACUUACAACAAAGUGCGAUACUUGGACGAUGAAGACAAUGUUUACGAUCUAAUUGCGCAAAGCAAUAAUGCUCUCGCGUUAGAUCAUGCAAACAAAAAUCAUAAAAAGAGUAGCGUUCUUGAUCGCGCUAUCCAGAUGAAGGGAUAGAGUUGCUUUGCACCUCUAUGUUCUGAUACAAAUCAAACGCCCUCGUCUGAAUUAUUUUCCGUCCGUUCACCCUCCAAUUUUAACGUUGUGUUCAAGUUAUGUUUUUCUGUUGUACGGAUAGAGUCCUCCUUUAGCACCUCAUUUUCGAUCAUCAACUCUUUUGUAAAGCUGUAAAGCUUACUGCUGUGAUUAGAGAUUAUCUUAACAUCUUCUUACCUGGAGUACUCUGAUAACUCUCGCUUGUUAUUUAAAUCCAUUGUGCAAUAGACUGCGAGGUAGAGAGGCAUUCACGAAGUCGGUUUACAAGUUAAACGUUUGUUUCAAUUACAACUGAUUAGCUUGUUGCUAAUUCUUUUAAUACUGUAUCUGGCAAAAUAUAAUAUUUAACUAAUUACCACAACUAUUACGU
This is a messenger RNA of Schizosaccharomyces japonicus yFS275, 3820 nucleotides long. Its product is annotated as ubiquitin carboxyl-terminal hydrolase. Bases 491 to 1999 code for a protein of 502 amino acids. The record is from RefSeq and is a predicted model, not a curated record. The transcript is spliced from 2 exons. Gene Ontology annotation, molecular function: cysteine-type deubiquitinase activity; endopeptidase activity; metal-dependent deubiquitinase activity. Gene Ontology annotation, cellular component: nucleus. NCBI's taxonomy places the organism in Eukaryota, Fungi, Ascomycota, Schizosaccharomycetes, Schizosaccharomycetales, Schizosaccharomycetaceae. Gene Ontology annotation, biological process: ubiquitin-dependent protein catabolic process; protein deubiquitination.